AUUCGCGGCAGUUCAUUCCGAAGGACUCGUUGCAGUACGAGUCGGACGUUUUGCCCUGUUGGGGAAUCGCGCAGUACAACAAACCCGAGCACACUUGGAAGUACAAGCCGCAGCAUUUGAAGUACUACAUGAUCCACGAGCAAAAGGGCCCGCAGAAUAAUGGGAUUUUUGGAGGGGGCAACAUGAUGAACAACAAUACGACGGGUCUCGCCGCGAAGACCAACAGCUGGAACCCGCAAGCAGGAAGCAUGUGGAGCACGAACGAACAGGACCAGCACACAUUAGUUUCCAACACCGACGCCCAGUACCAACUGCGACAGGGUGCGUUAUCAGAUCCGGGGGCGGACCCGCUUCCGGAGCUGCUGGCCAUCGAAGCGGAAUGCUCGCCCUGGGCGCGGGCAAAGGCGUUUGAAAUGAGGCGAACCGGGUGGGUGGCGGUGAAGUGCGGAUUUGAGAACGUAUCAAAUGCAAAAAUAUCUGGGUCUGGAAACUUGUGAUGCUGGGCGGCGUCUCAUCAUGAGGCCACAAAUGCUGGCUCAGCAUGACAAGUUUCUGAGCUUCUAGGUGUUGCCUAUUCUGCAUGACAAACUGCGUUUCUGCAUCACAGAGAAGUGGAGCUCUUGGGCAACGUGCAUGACAGAUUUCAGAGUUAUGCCAGACAGGCAUGACAAACAUGCAUUCUUCCAGACCCAGACACUUUUGCAUUUGAUAGAACGCGGUGGGCUACAAUACCGCGCCG
Amoebophrya sp. A120 is the source of this 739-nucleotide messenger RNA. The record is from the annotation of a GenBank genome assembly. Lineage: Eukaryota; Dinophyceae; Syndiniales; Amoebophryaceae.